Molecule: messenger RNA, 2938 nt
Organism: Tarenaya hassleriana
Lineage: Eukaryota; Viridiplantae; Streptophyta; Magnoliopsida; Brassicales; Cleomaceae
Product: ABC transporter G family member 3
Exons: 12
Coding region: 577-2778 (733 amino acids)
Cellular component (GO): membrane
Molecular function (GO): ATP hydrolysis activity; ABC-type transporter activity; ATP binding
Source: RefSeq, a predicted model, not a curated record
ACUUCCAUUAUUGUUAUCACAUUACUCGAAAGGGCUUUGAGCUCACUUCACUCUCGCUCUCUCUCGAACGACACCCAAGUAUUAUUAUUCGCACGAGGAAUUCCCUCUCGUUCUUCUCUCUCCCUGUCUCCGAGUCUGUCUUUCUGGAUCCAGCUUCUUCAGAUCCAGGUUUAGCCAUCUGGAAUUGCUUCUCCUUUGCUGUUGGAGGAUAGCAGAACACAAGCUUAGAUCAGUUGUGUCUUCGUUACGAGCAUUUUCUCUUUAGCAAUUUGACCAAAUCCUUACCGUUAGAAAUUCCCCAUUUCUAACGUGCGCAGAAACUUUUUUGGAUCUUGUUACCUGUUUUUUUUUGGGGGCAAAUUCUACCGACCAAUCACAUAAGUAUCGGCGUUUCUCUCUCUUUUUUCCCUGUAUGAUUAUGGAAGUGAUUUUUCAAAAGUUAAAGCCUUUACUUCUUGCUUUGUGUUGUAUUGCCUCAGGUGAUUUCUGGAAAUUAAGACAGCAGCGGUUGUAAGAUUUCGGGUUGACAAGGAAGCUCGAGAUUUUAGACCUUUAUUCGAUAAAGGGAGGAUCAAAAUGGAAGAGAUACAGUCUCAAUUGGAUCCUUACCGUUCUUCCUCAUCCUCAGCGAGUAGUCCUGCUAGUAGGGUUCCAUCGAGCCACUUUUUCUAUGUAAGAAAACCAGGUUCUCUCAGACAUCCUAUCUCUUUUGAAGAUUCUCCCGAGUGGGAAGACACCGAUGCCGAUGUAAGAAUGGAGGAAGCUGGUGCCGAUUCCAUUAAUGCUGCUACAGCUGCUACAACUCCGGCCUCACCAUCACUCUCGAAACUCAAUAGUGGUUCAAUGCCAUCUCCGCCAGUCCCUGAAGGAGCAGUGGUUGUGAGAAAAAUCGCGGGUGCUUCUGUGGCUUGGAAAGAUUUAACUGUUACUAUAAAGGGGAAGAGAAAGUAUUCAGACAAAGUGGUGAAGAGUUCGAAUGGGUACGCCUUGCCAGGGACCAUGACAGUGAUUAUGGGCCCUGCAAAAUCGGGGAAGUCCACCCUUUUGAGGGCACUUGCCGGAAGGCUACCUCCUUCAGCGAAAAAGUACGGUGAGGUGUUUGUGAAUGGAUUAAAAUCACGCAUGCCAUAUGGAUCCUAUGGAUAUGUUGAGAGGGAAACACAACUGAUUGGAUCGCUCACCGUCCGUGAAUUCCUUUACUACUCAGCCCUGCUUCAACUUCCGGGUUUCUUAUGUCAGAAAAGGAGCGUGGUAGAGGACGCUAUCCAGGCAAUGUCACUGGGGGACUAUGCAAACAAAUUGAUCGGCGGUCAUUGUUACAUGAAAGGCCUCCCUAGUGGUGAAAGAAGACGUGUCUCUAUUGCCCGUGAACUCGUGAUGCGGCCACAUAUCUUGUUUAUUGAUGAACCUCUUUAUCAUCUUGACAGUGUUUCGGCUCUUCUUAUGAUGGUUACACUAAAGAAACUUGCAAGUACGGGAUGUACUCUUGUAUUCACGAUCAACCAAAGCAGCACCGAAGUGUUUGGCUUAUUCGACAGAAUCUGCCUUCUAUCAAACGGAAACACUCUGUUCUUCGGGGAGACAUUAGCUUGCUUACAGCACUUUUCUAACGCCGGAUUUCCAUGCCCGAUCAUGCAAAGCCCGUCAGACCACUUUUUACGCGCCAUAAACACAGAUUUCGAUAGGAUUAUCGCAAUGUGCAAGAACUGGCAGGACGACAAUGGAGACUUCUCAUCAGUGAAUAUGGAUACAGCUGUUGCCAUUCGGACUCUUGAGGCGACAUAUAAAUCAUCUGCUGAUGCUGCUGCAGUCGAAACCAUGAUUUUCAGGCUCACCGAGAGGGAAGGUCCACAGCUAAAAUCCAAAGGAAAAGCAAGCGCCGCAACACGAGUUGCAGUACUGACAUGGAGAUCGUUGUUAAUAAUGUCGAGGGAAUGGAAAUACUAUUGGCUUCGUCUUGUCCUCUACAUGAUUCUUACCCUUUGUAUUGGCACCGUCUUUUCGGGUUUGGGUCACUCUCUCUCUUCAGUUGUGACAAGAGUUUCUGCAGUUUUUGUGUUUGUCUCAUUUGCUUCGCUGCUGGGAAUCGCUGGAAUGCCUUCCCUUCUGAAAGAAAUCAAGAUAUAUGCAGGGGAAGCAUCGAACCAGCAUUCGGGUGCAUUCGUGUUCUUGGUCGGGCAGAUUCUAUCGAGCAUACCGUUCUUGUUUCUGAUAUCAAUAUCGUCGAGUCUCGUGUUCUACUUCAUGGUCGGAUUGAGAGACGAGUUCAGCCUGUUGAUGUAUUUCGUGCUCAACUUUUUCACGUGCCUUCUCGUAAACGAAGGACUGAUGCUCGCCAUUGCUUGCGUAUGGUGGAACCUCUACUGGAGCACAUUGACUCUUAUUUGCUUACAUGUGAUAAUGAUUCUCUCGGCGGGUUAUUUCCGAAUCCGAAAUGCCCUGCCGAAACCUAUCUGGACUUACCCGUUCUCGUACCUGUCAUUCCACGCCUACUCUGUUCAGGGCAUUCUGGAGAACGAGUACGUCGGGACAUCAUUUGCCGUGGGGGAAGUGAGGACGAUAACGGGAUACCAAGCCAUCCGAGGAGCUUACGACAUUUCUCCCGACCGAAGCUCCAAGUGGCGAAACCUCCUCUUCUUGUUCUCUAUGGCCAUCGCUUACCGCCUCUUCGUCUUCCUCCUGCUUCGGUUUUGUCUGAACCAUGACAUCACCUCCACCUCCGCCUCUGUCCGUAGAUUCGUAUUUUGUCGUCGCAAGCGGAACAACGGUUCCAGGUGAAUGAAUGAAUGAACAUUUGUUACAACACUGUACAAAACGACCGCGUUUUGGUAAUGUUAGCAGGAAAACGUUUAUUUACGGCUUUCUUUUUUUUUCUCCUUCAUAUCCAACAGUCCACACGUAACAUUUAUAUUUUUGGGAGGUGAAAUUAUUUGCAUUA